AUGGACGACUCUGACGACGAAGAAGAUCUCGGCUUCCUCAAAAAGCGAACGCGCUCUAGAAAACCUCGCCUAUUUGCAGGGUAUAACGACGACGACGACUCAGAAUCUGACACUCUAAUAGAAGAAUCAGAUGACGAAGACCGCUGGCGAUCUCACCACAAGACCAAGAAGAACAAGACCAAGGACACCAUCGUGUCGGCAUAUCCACAGCAACUGGACAACAAGAAGCAGGAAGAAGUCGAACAGCUCAUCACACAGCUCCACGGUAUGUCUCUGAACGACCCAACUUACGCGGCUCUAUAUUACAGAGCAAAGAAGAUCGACCCUGACAUUGUCGGAGUCGUAUCGGCCCCCUCGACUAUGGUACAAUCGACGCCUCAAGUUAUGAACAGGAACUACAACUCGACUCCACCUAUGCCGACUCAAGUUCAAGCACAGCCACCACCACCGCCGCCACAGCCUCAACCACAGCGACAGUAUCAACAGCAAUCACCCUCGACAUUCCCCAACAAUUUUAGGGCGACCCAAUUCAUGUGUUACGGAUGCGGACAGGCAGGACACAGGAUAGCAGUCUGUCCUGAACUCAAGCCCUACCGUGAUCAGCACUACAUCAAGACAGUUGACGGACGACUCGUGCAAGCUAACGGCGAACCCAUACCUAGGAAUCCAGGCGAACCUAUGAUCAAAACCAUCGAGCGGAUGUUCCCAAGGUCCAAUAUCACUGUGGUUCCAGAAGAACUCGACCAGAUCUGGCUGAACAAUGAACAGGAACAAGACGACGACGACGAUGAAGUCACUGUCUAUAUGGCACGUGAUGGAUUGCGAAGCGGUACCAGACCCAAGGACAGCUCAAAAGCGAAUCGGAUUCCAGCGCACGACACCUCCUUCCCCAAAAUGACCAACAAAGGAUGGGUAGGCAAGCAGCGAAAUCCUCCCAAGCCCGCGGAUGCCCAGCCUCAACACACCCCAGUCGACGUCUUUGACAAGGCAUUCAACUCGGACGACUCGGACGUCAUUAUGGAAGACCCUCAACUUGUGCCUGUCACUAUACUCAAACGACCUUCGCCUACCACUCAGGAGAAGGACCGCGAAGCUCAGAAGUCUGGCAAACUGACAUCUUUAAAUUCUGAACAGGUCGAUCACGACGCCAUCUACAAUCGGUUCCUCAACGCCAAGGUUGAACUUACUCAACAGGAACUCUGCGCUAUCUCUCCAGAGAUUUCCAGGCGGGUUGUCAUGGAUAACAAGCCUACCAGGUCUCAACUCAAGGAAAACAAGGAGCAAGAACCUACCGGACCUACCGUUGCAAGAAUUGUUGGCGACAAUGCACCAGCACCGAAGCUUCCAUCGCGCAUCACAGAAGUUCGCCAGAGUCUCAUCAAGAUCAAUGCUGAAGUUAAUGGCAACACUAUACCUGCGGUCAUCGACACCGGCUCUAUGAUCAACAUCGUGCACAAGACCAUCUGGGAACAAUACAUCAAACGACCUCUCAACAGAUCUGUUACCUUCCCGGUAAAAGAUGUCAAUGGCGGAACAGGACGACUAAUCGGCUUGGUUGGCGAAGUACCUAUCGACUGUGGAAGAGCAAGGACGAUCGCCCAAUUAUGGGUAUCGGAUUCUAUUGACUUCCCUCUUUUGCUAGGGCGACCUUGGACAUCCUCAAAUUCAGUCGAUAUUAUCGAACGGGACGGCACCUACCUCAUAUUCAACUACCCGGAACACAAUGUGCAACUCGAACUCAAGACCAUGGGCCUUACUACGGACAACGGACUUAGCGAAAAUCGCGAACGCGCCGGGCCGGAACGUCACCGGUGGCGUGAGAAGCCGCCGCAAGACGCGCCUCACGUGCUCGCCACGCGACUACCGGUCAUGGAGGAAUGCGACGCUCAAUCUUAUCUCUCAGCAACACCGCCACCCCGACGCCCGACGACCGACACCGACAAUCUAUUCGACGACAUCGCCGCUCCCUCGAACUCUCAGCUCGCCCACGCCCAGUCAAGAGGCGACUCUACGGACCUCGACGACGACAAAUGCCAACGCAUUCAAGCGUACAUUGACACGGCCAUCCGGUCGGGUCAAGGAGAUCCUUAUCAUGCCCGCCUCUUCUCUCGACCACUGCGCGGCGGGGAAUGGACGCCCCUCGAAGACUCGAUCGCCCAUCUCCCAACGGGGAUGCGCAGGCUACUAGGUACGUACGGCACCUUCGAAGUAACGCUCACCACCUCAGACAAUAGGCGGAUGCGCGUCCUCGUCACCUUGGCGCACCCUCGAACGGCUCCCGAACACACGCCCUCGCCAGAUUUGGCCCGACUCCAUCAAGAACCCACCGAAAUAGAUCACCGGCACGACCUCGACUUACCUCAUGAAGCCUCAUCCGGCAGGAUUGACUCACGCGAACGCCUUCAAGCACCCGGCCCAUCUGACAACAGCGAUCCUCUCCAUCGCUCGUCUUCCCCUCUCGACCCCCACCAUGCUCACCGCGGCAGAAUCGUCGAACUCGACGAUGCCGGUGAGUACAUCGGCAGCACUCAAACGCUAUCCAACUCGAACAUCUCUAGGCACCCGGAGCGUCCAUUGCUCCCUAGGACAAUAGCUGGCCGAUCGCCGCCAGCGGACGCAUCGAUUCUCGAACCGACGAUAUCCACCACCACCAGCGACACCGACGAGCACCCACCAGUGGAAGCCCACCAUGAAUGCAACCCCGACUCGCGAACCGAAGAGACGCCCGCUACGCCUAGGUCUCGGCUUUGCGAGCGCGGACGAUCGUCACCGUCGUUAGGUACGUGCCGGGCGAAAAUUCGGAGCCGCUCGCAGCGAGACCGAUGGGUAGAAACCCCGAACCUCGUACGCUCGACUCAAGACCCCGGACGACUCAUCGAACACCUCAACGCAGCCGCUCUGUUUCGAGAAGAAGUACACCCGCCUGACGGAUCGAAUGCGGUAUUGUACAUCAUCGUCGCGCCCUCUCCCUACGCUAACGAACCAGACGACUCUCCAGCCGACGGUAGCGGAACAAAUACACCGGAUCGGCUACAGGACGUACCUCCCGAAGAUCCCCGCAGAUGGCCGUCGUCCUUUCGACCAAUGCUGGUGACCAGUAUAUUUUAA
Punctularia strigosozonata HHB-11173 SS5 is the source of this 3108-nucleotide messenger RNA. RefSeq lists its product as uncharacterized. The transcript has 4 exons. The record is from RefSeq and is a predicted model, not a curated record. Bases 1 to 3108 code for a protein of 1035 amino acids. Lineage: Eukaryota; Fungi; Basidiomycota; Agaricomycetes; Corticiales; Punctulariaceae. Gene Ontology annotation, molecular function: nucleic acid binding; zinc ion binding.